UUCCCCCUGUGGGCUGCUCUUCCUAAGGGAAGCUUGGGCCAUUCAAGGGGGGCUCUGUCAGCAACUCUCCAAAACGGCAGGCGGUAAGCCGAUAAGGCAGAAUCCAUUCCCUAUCGCAUGUCCCGCGUCAGAUUUCACGAUGCCAACUGGCAGUCGCCAAUGUUUGCAACACAUCCCACUUGAACUCGAACAAUGACACAACAAGACGGAGAAUGGAGUCAAGUCAGCCGGAAGCGCGGGCGCAUACGGCAUGUACCGAAGCCCAAGACGGAUGUGGAUGAGAGCAAGGAGAACGGGCUGGGAAUCCGACCAAAUCCAAACCCCGAAUUCACAGUUAGCGACAUUCACAGGCAUCACGACACGGCCAGGCAAGAGUGGCAGAUAUCGGAUUGCUGGAAGACCCUGAAGGAUCUACUUGUCACAGCUCUAUCCGAGUCCAACCAUCCACCCAUUACCAAAGCCAUCUGUUUUGGACCCGGUCCAUAUGAUCCUAGCAAUGGCAGCUUUGCGGCCAGGCGAACCGCUCAUAUGCAGACCGCGGCCUUUUGCGCGAUUGUGGACUUCCUAGAAUCUCAAUGUGAACACAAAAUCAAGCGUGUCAUCCAGGAGCCCAUGUUCACUCAGAUCGACAAGGAUUUCUGUGUCGAACUUGGGUUCCAAGUUGCCGAUACUCCAGAUGCGUUUCCCAUGGUCGAUGAACAGACUUUGGUUUAUGGCAUUCACAUGGAGCUUCGUACUUACUACCUUGCUCUGGCGACACUCCCAACUGCAUUCAUCGGCGGUGGCUUGAAUGAAUGGGAAAGGGUCAUCGACUUUGACCCCAGCCUCAAGGAGUUCAUUGGUCCCAUUUCCAAGAUGGAUGCCACUUACACCAAGUAUCCUUUCCCCGACAUGAACUACAUCUUUUCCAGCACGACCAUGUAUUGGCGGAAGGGGGAUGACGCUCCUAAAAUCCCAAGCAGCCGGAAAGCGGCCCUGUCAGAAAGCCCCCAGGCAUCGAAGCAGACAUCGGACAUUGCUGAAGCACUGGAAGGCUUGAAGUUGUCGGAGCAAGCAUCGGAAGAGAAUUCAUCUGAGCCGGAGUCUUCAAAACCUACUGAGAAACCCACGGAACUGGAAGGCUCCAAAGAGUCAAAGCCGCUGACGACUGAGGAGUGAUGGUCAUUCCUUGCCAAGAGCGCUUGGUAAUCCAUCAUCUUUCUCCUAUACUCAUGUUCAAUGGUUCGUUUGUUCUGCAUUCUCACACAUGAUACCGGACUUUGUUACCAUCCGCCUGCUUGUGGAAUGGGUUUUGCUCUCAUGGCGCGCUCGGGGUCUGUUUCACUCUCGGCCACCCAGUCCUCUUGACUUCUUUAUGAGCGAUGAUGGCAACCGGGACUU
Molecule: messenger RNA, 1380 nt
Organism: Neurospora tetraspora
Lineage: Eukaryota; Fungi; Ascomycota; Sordariomycetes; Sordariales; Sordariaceae
Exons: 2
Coding region: 193-1158 (321 amino acids)
Source: RefSeq, a predicted model, not a curated record